Molecule: messenger RNA, 986 nt
Organism: Didymella exigua CBS 183.55
Lineage: Eukaryota; Fungi; Ascomycota; Dothideomycetes; Pleosporales; Didymellaceae
Product: synaptobrevin
Exons: 2
Coding region: 404-634 (76 amino acids)
Biological process (GO): vesicle fusion; vesicle-mediated transport
Cellular component (GO): plasma membrane; SNARE complex
Molecular function (GO): SNAP receptor activity; syntaxin binding
Source: RefSeq, a predicted model, not a curated record
CCCUACGAUCCCUACAUCCCUUCCGGUGGCGCCGGCCAGGGCGCGCAGGGCCAGAAUGGCAACGUGCGCACUGCCGCUCUCCAGGCGGUACGUUACCUCGUCCAUUGUCAAAGGGGCGUAGGGCACUUUUGCGGCAUGUGCAGCGUUGAGAAGUAGCGGAGGUGCAGCAGUCGUGUUUGAAGAGCUGGUGUCGAAGCUACAGAGACAUGACAUCAGCCCUGCGACGACGAUAGAGCACUGUGGAAUCUGCGGCAGCCACUCUCUAUGUUCUGCAUCAAACGUGGAGAGUGCGCGCUGUGUCCCGUGCCUCAUGCUCACUCUGCGCAUGCGCUGCGCUCUCCGUAGCAAUACAUUAGGCAGCCGCUGACAUGUUGUCCAGGAAAUCGACAGUACCGUUGGCAUUAUGCGCGACAAUAUCAACAAGGUCUCUGAGCGUGGCGCCCGUCUCGACUCGCUGCAGGAUAAGACCGACAAUCUUGCCGUCUCCGCACAGGGCUUCCGAAGGGGCGCCAACCGCGUACGCAAGCAGAUGUGGUGGAAAGACAUGAAGAUGCGCAUGUGCCUGAUUGUCGGCAUCAUCAUCCUGCUCGUCGUCAUCAUUGUCCCUGCUGUCGUUGCAACACAGAAGAAGUAAACGUCUUUACGCCAGAUACCACGAAACAUACCACUUAAUAAUCGCGUAGCGGCGGACAGUUGCACAGCCACGGGGAGGGGAGUGGCACCCACGUGCACUGUACUAUCAUGACACCCUGUAGGAACUACAUCUACGACUGUUUGGGAGCGAGGCUCGAUUUCUUGUCUUUCUUUGCAUUUGACGACCGGCACGGGAUGCAGCCUGCGUUACGGUGCCUGGGAAAGCUCUCUCACGAUAUGAUACCUUCGGAGCUAUUCUGGGCAUAGCCGGGAUCCGCUCACAAUGGAGUUCGAAUGCUUUCCACUCGUCUUCUUGUCCAUAGCCAAUUGCAUGACAUUCUUGAAGACUCUGA